AUGGUUUAUGAACAACUGAGGAUAGUCCUAAAAAAUGUUGGUAUACCUGAUAAAUUAGUGCGAUUAAUUAUGAUGUGCAAUGAACAGACUUAUUUUAAAGUACGUUUAUUAGGAGAAUUAUCAAUAAUAUUUAAAAGUAAGACUGAGCUGAGACAGGUAGUUGCAUUGUUCCCAACGUUGUUUAAUCUAGAUCUGGAAAAGGUGAUGAGAGAUAUACCGGACCUUAAAGAAAUGGAAACAGUAGGACCCUAUACACUACUCGUUUAUUUAGACGACAUCAUUCUACUGGGCGAAUUCAAAUAUGAUAUUGAAGAAAACGCAAAAAAGCUAAUGAAAUCUAGCUAUAAUAUGUGA
Cinara cedri is the source of this 354-nucleotide messenger RNA. The record is from the annotation of a GenBank genome assembly. Lineage: Eukaryota; Metazoa; Arthropoda; Insecta; Hemiptera; Aphididae.